AUGUCCGUCCUUGACGCUUUGAAAGGCGUCCUCAAACUCGCCCUCAUCCACGACGGCCUCGCCCGUGGCCUCCGCGAAGCCUCCAAGGCGCUCGACCGCCGCCAGGCGCACAUGUGCGUCCUCAACGAGGCCUGCGAGGAGGAAGCGUACAAGAAACUCGUCAUUGCGCUGUGCUCGGAGCACAAGAUCCCGCUGAUCAAGGUCCCCGACGGCAAGAUGCUCGGCGAGUGGGCCGGCUUGUGCGUCUUGGACAGAGAGGGCAACGCCCGCAAGGUGGUCAACUGCAGCUGCGUCGUGGUUAGGGACUGGGGCGAGGAGAGCCAGGAGCGUAAUGUCCUCUUGAACUAUUUCCAGACCGAGCAGUGA
Molecule: messenger RNA, 366 nt
Organism: Cladophialophora bantiana CBS 173.52
Lineage: Eukaryota; Fungi; Ascomycota; Eurotiomycetes; Chaetothyriales; Herpotrichiellaceae
Product: 40S ribosomal protein S12
Exons: 2
Coding region: 1-366 (121 amino acids)
Biological process (GO): translation
Cellular component (GO): ribosome; cytosolic small ribosomal subunit
Molecular function (GO): structural constituent of ribosome
Source: RefSeq, a predicted model, not a curated record